Molecule: messenger RNA, 1140 nt
Organism: Eruca vesicaria subsp. sativa (arugula)
Lineage: Eukaryota; Viridiplantae; Streptophyta; Magnoliopsida; Brassicales; Brassicaceae
Source: the annotation of a GenBank genome assembly
CACACAUGUGUACACACACACAAUGAGGCCUUUUGAUCAGAAUCUGAUACUCUAAUACACAGAAAAACAAUGGAGUCUGUAAAACUACUAUUCUCUAUCUUCCUAUUUCUCGUCUCAUUCUCAUCCUUCUUAUUAGGUGUUGAAUCGGACCAUGUUCACCAUGACAACUUGAAGCGUUUGAGACCAAAUAGGUUGUUCGUGUUCGGAGAUUCAUAUGCAGAUACGGGAAACAUAAGGAAGUCUCUCGCCGAUUCCUGGAAAAUGCCUUACGGUGUCAGUUUUCCUGGGAAACCCUCCGGUCGUUUCUCCGACGGCCGCAUCUCCACUGAUUUUCUCGCAAGAUACGUGGGGAUAAAGUCACCGAUUCCAUACACGUGGAAGAAUUACGCGGGAAAGGAACGGCUGUUGUACGGAAUGAAUUAUGCGUACGGAGGGACAGGAGUGUUCAAGACAUUCAAUAAUCCAUUGCCAAACAUGACAACUCAGAUUGAUUAUUUCCAAAGUGUCCUCUCUUCCGGCAACAUCUACUCUCCCUCCGACCUCAACUCCUCCCUUGCCCUCGUCAGCAACGCAGGCAACGACUACGGCACUUUCAUUCUCCAAAAACGACCCAUGAGGGAGUUCCUGGGAUUCAUCAAGAAAGUUGUUGAUCAAAUUGAGGUAAACUUGAGACGCAUCCACAAGCUGGGAGUGAAGAAGAUAGCAGUGACUUCACUGCAGCCACUCGGGUGUCUCCCUAGCAAAACCACAUAUACUUCAUUCAAACAUUGCAACGCAUCAGAUAACGCGUUCGUGAGUCUUCACAACACUUUGUUGCGUAGAGCCGUGGUUAAGCUCAACAAUGAGACCAAACCUUCCACUUUCGUCAUUCUUGAUCUCUACAAUGCCUUCUUGACUGUCAUCAAGAACAAGAAAGCAGAACCUGGGUUUACGAGGUUUGUGAACCCCUUGAAACCGUGUUGUGUGGGGAUUACAAGCAAUGACUCGUGCUCAAAUGUGGAUGAGAAGGGCGAGAAGAAGUAUACAGUUUGCGAAGAUCCAAAGACUUCCUUCUUUUGGGAUGUCUUUCAUCCAACAGAAGAAGGGUGGAGAUCUGUUUACUCGGUUUUACGUGAAAACCUAAAAGCCGUUUUGAUUUAA